Molecule: messenger RNA, 7476 nt
Organism: Pomacea canaliculata
Lineage: Eukaryota; Metazoa; Mollusca; Gastropoda; Architaenioglossa; Ampullariidae
Product: FK506-binding protein 5-like
Exons: 8
Coding region: 1170-6980 (1936 amino acids)
Source: RefSeq, a predicted model, not a curated record
UGAUAGCUGGCGUAGGUAUGCCCUUAUAAAGUUGGAAAACUCGAAUCUCGCAGUAUACAAGAAUACAAAAUGGACGCUAUUUCUAGGUCAUGUCAGCCAGUGGAGCUAUUAUUAACAGCCAUUAAGAUCACGUGAUCAGAACCCGACCAGUGGCGACGUCUGUUUAGGUGAGAAAGCCAAGCUUGGCGAGGUGAGAACUUGCAUACACCUGUGGCCAAAAAUAAGAAAUGCAAAAUUAUUUUCUCAAAGAAUAUUUUCGGUAUCAGCUGGAUACGACUUUGAUGUUUGACAACGGUAACCAAAGCAAGAGAUUAGAAAAUAAAGCAAGAAAAUACGAUUGAAGAAAGUAAGAUUGUCACAAGAGUCUAUAGAGUAGACGAAUAGUCUAUACCUCCCCCACAAUUUGUUUGAGCACAGGCAAUGGAGACAAUUUAUGGGAGACAAUUUAGAGAGUUUACAGUCUACCGCAGUUUUAUCUACACACAGACACACACGUUAGAACAAGCUCGACUCGCACUCCUGUGAACAUACACCACUGGCUGCGCUGCGUGGACAGGCACUGACGCACGGCCAAGUCUCGCGCUGUUUAUGCAGGCAGCUGUGUGCCUGGUGGGGGCGCCGCGAGACGCGUGCUGUCUCAUUUGCGCCAUCACUCCUGUCCCGCAAGAUAAACACGUCAACCGCCAGCGAGGAGCGAAGGGCUAGGCUGUGUGCGGCCUGAGUCGAGUCCCUUCCUGAGUCACUGCUGCCUUUCUUUUCGAUCCGUCUAGCAGCCAGUCCUUUAGUUCUACUCGAUACCUGGUCGGUAAUUCUGCACAUUUCUGCCGUGUUCCACUCGAGAGACGCUUCGCUCGCCUCCCAUUUUGUGGGUCGAUGUGUCUGCUUUCGGUGACGGAUGUGCUGACCCGAGGGGAAGAAAAAAAAAAACAGCAGUCGUGUUGCAAGCUGGAGGUAUACGCUUCUCCACGCAUACGGAUCUCAGGCUUGCUUUCGUGUGACCUGUAUUCGAUUUAUUCCCCUCAAUGAACAACUUUCUGCAUCGUCUGCAUAGUUUAGUGUGUAUAGAAUCGAUCCCCUGCUGCGACGCACGGUACUACCCGUGUUGAGACAACCCGACGUUUCGAUUUCGCUCUGCAGAAGAGAACCAGUCCAUCCACAGCGACUCCAAAAUGUCUUCCUCGCAGACCAUUCGAACAUCGCUUUCAAGCGUGCCCAUCGGCUCCUCUGUGACGGAGAAGAGGACAGUCAUAACGACGUCGACUUCGUCCAACAACGAUGACCCAGGCUCAGACUUCUACUACCGGUCCAGCAUCGCACCCAGGUCCAGUUCCGUGUAUCGCUCCAGCACGGUGGGCGCGGGACCCAUCUCACCAGGCGCCACCCGCAUCUCCAGGACCGUCGAGUACUCCAGCGGCUUCUUGCCUAGCCUAGGCAGCAUCACCAACCUAUCCAACACCGGCGUCUCGAGCUUCAAGACGAACCGCGAGCGUGAGAAGAAGGACAUGCAGGACUUGAAUGAGCGCUUCGCCAACUACAUCGAGAAGGUCCGCUUCCUGGAGGCGCAGAACCGCAAGCUAGCUACGGAGUUGGACGACCUGCGGAGCAAGUGGGGCAAGGAGACGUCUGCCGUGAAGCAGAUGUAUGGCACAGAACUAGAAGAGGCCCGCAAGGUGAUUGAGGAGACCAACAACGAGAAGGCCCGCCUGCAGGUGCGCGUCGGGCAGCUAGAGGAACAGGUGGAGGACCUGCUGAGACAAUUGGACGAGGCCAAAAAAUGGCGUGCUCAGGACCGGGACACAAUCAACAAGCUGAAUCAGCAGCUCUCAGAGCUGGAGGCCGAGAUCCGCAUGCUGCGCCGCUCCAACGACUCACUGGACACCGAGCGGCAGCGCGACAAACAGACCAUCGCCCGCCUCAACGAGGAGCUGGAUAAAUUGCGCAUCGACCUAAGCAACGAGACAAUCCUGAGACUGGACGCCGAGAACCGCGCCCAGACCUUGGCAGAGGAGUUGGAGUUCCUCAAGAGCGUUCACGAGCAGGAACUAAAGGAACUGGCAGCACUGGCGUACCGCGACACAACGGCCGAGAACCGCGAAUUCUGGAAGAACGAGUUGUCCCAAGCCAUCCGCGACAUCCAAAGCGAGUACGACUCCAAGAUCGACACCAUCCGCGGCGAGAUGGAGACCUUCUACAACCUCAAGGUGCAAGAGUUCCGCACUGGAGCCACCAAACAGAACAUGGAAGUGACUCAUGCACGCGAGGAGACCAAGAAGUUCCAGAAGAUUUUGAACGACGCAAAGAUCAGAGUGGCGGACUUAGAGGCCAGGAACGCCCAACUAGAGAAGCAGUACCAAGACCUGCUGCGCGAACUGGAUCAGAAGGAACAGGAACACACGCUGGAAGUCAACCAACUCAAGGACGAGAUGAACAAGCUUCGCGCGGAGAUGGAAGCCAUGUUGGUGGAACUGCAGACCUUGAUGGAUGCCAAGCUGUCCCUGGAGCUGGAGAUUGCCGCUUACCGCAAGCUGCUGGAAUGCGAGGAAAGCAGAACUGGUACAGGUCGGCGCAGACUGGCUCCUGCCAUCGCUCCAGAUGCUGUCGCCAAACCGGGAGAAGCUAACCAGACUCCCGUUGCCAAAGUAACCAUUCCAGACUCUAAAACACCAUCUGAGAAACAAGCGAGUGUUAGUCUUCGCGAAGCGAAAGACGAAAGUUUGAGCGGCGUUAGAGACAGCACAGAGAAGCUAGAAGAAAGAGUGAGCCGUUCUGGAAAUGGAAAGAAAGAGAAGGAAAGAAAAGCAAUGGAUGGAUCAGAAGUUGAAACUGAAGUUAGUGAGAGUGAAAUGAAAAAAGAGAAACAAUCCGUUGUGAAAUCGCAAGGUGGAGUGUGUAACAUAGAGCAUCAGUCAGCCGAGACAGAAACAACAGACAAACCCGAAGAAAAUGACAAACCUGAUGUAGAUGUGGUAGACAAAGUGAUCGAGGAGUGUUUAGAAGAUGAAGUGUUAGAAAACGAAGAAAUUAUUGAAGAGGAAUGUAAGCGAGAGAAAGCUAGUGAAGUGACAUGCGGGACGGUCAUAGUUCUAAAUGAUGAGCCAGUAGUCGAAGACCUCGAGGCUAGUCAGGUGACAGAAGGCCUAGAAGGGGGGUCAGAGGGGCAGGAGCCGGAGGUCAAAAGUGAAGAGGUUACAGAGGGAGAUGCAGAAGACGGGGAACGAGAAGUAGAGGUAGUUGAUGCAGAAGAGACAGUUAAGGUAGAGGAGGAAGAGGCAGGGGUUCACGAGGCAUCAGAGAUAAUUGAAGACGACGUAAAAGAUGAGGUGGAAGACGCAGAAGAUAAACAGGAACAAGAAGUAAAUGGGGAUGACGAUGAAGAUAAAAAGGCAGAGGGGCAAAUAGAACAAGAGGAAGAGGAAAAGGGAAAGGAAGAAGUCGAAGCUGAAAUAGCUGUUGACGUUGCAGAAGCUGCAUCUAAAGAUCCGGAGACACAAGACCCUGAAGGUCAAGUGCUUGGCGAUGAAGAAGACGAAGCUUUGGAAGAAGUUAAGGAGGAACCAAUGAUAACGGAAGAAGUGUCACAGGUGGAGGCAGAGGUCACCACACAACAGAAGCAGUUUAGGGAAGUAAUCGAACAACAUCCAAAUGCUGAAGAAACGCAGAAAGAGACAGAAACAGACAAAGCGGAAGAAGAAGAAACGCCACAAGAUGAACAGGAUGUUCUAGCCAAAAAUGACAAUAAGGAGGGAGAAAUAAACGAUGGUAGGGAAGAUACUGUUGUGGCAGACGCAGGCAAAGAAGUCGCGACAGAUAGUAACAUUGGCGACAGUGUUUUGGAGACAACCGAAGAGCAAGAGAACCAGGAGACUCCGGACAAGGUUGAGUCGUCAGAUGUGACACAUACCGCGACGGAUGAGCCGUCAGACUUGGCGCAAGAUGCACCUGAGGCCACGCAAGAGGAGGCUCCGGAUGCGGAUCCAGACGCUCUGAACGUAUUGCAAGAUGCUGAAACAUCAGAAGACGUGGUCGAGUCGGAAAAUGCUGACGAUGCAUUGGAAAUUGGCAAAGAAGAAACACCAGAAGCUGGAAUCGAAGAAGAGACGAAAGAUGGUGAGGUGCUGACUGAAGAUACAACGGUGCCGGUAAAUACUGCAGAGAUACCAGAAGAUGACUCGAAGGUACCCGUAAAUGAAACAGAGUUAAAGGCAGAUGAGACGAUGGUACAACAGGAUACGACAGCAGAUGAGACAGAGGUACCGUCAGAAGCACCAGAAGAAGAACAAUUAGUACAGAAAGAAAAAGAAGAGGCAGACAAUGAAGAAAAAGAGGUGGAGGAAGAUGCGGCUAAAGAACAAAAGCUUGCGGAAGAAGAUGAAGACGAACCCCAAGAAGAACAGGGCGUUCCUGCAGAAGAUGUACCGGAAGGAGGUGAAGUACUACCUGAAGAAGAAACCAAGGAGGUUGAAGAGGAACAAGUGAGUGAAAGCAAAAUUUUAGCUGAAGAAGCUCUAGAAUCCGACAAAAAGGAAGAAGAAGCGUUCGAGCAAGAACAGAACGAAGCUGUUGAAUUGCCAGAGGAAGAAGACAGACAAGAAGUAACAGCGGAGGAAGAGACAAAUGAAGCUCAGGUCGUAGCGGCCGUUGCUGAAGAACUAGAUGCAGUGGAGAAUCACUUAGUCCAAGAGGGAGACGACUCUUGUGAAAAAGGAAAUGACCAGCAAGAAGAAGAAUACAAAGAGCCUAGUUCGGAAAGAGGAGAGCAAAUCUUUGAAGAAGCCGCAGAUAAAGAGGAGCAGGCUGAAACGGAAAUAACGUCAGAACUUGAAAAAGAUGACGAAGCCCAAGUAGCCGAAGCUGAGGAUAAACCCGAACAGAUCGGUGAAGAGGAUGGAAUAGCAGAAGAAAUUCUUGAUAAAGUGGAAGAAUCUGAAACUUCAGCCGCCACCCAGGAAGAUGCCGAGGACACAGAGGUCGCUGGGGACCAAACCGCGGCAGAUGCAACAGAAGAACUCGCCGACACCUUACCUUCGCCUGAAAUCAAAGAAACAGAAAUCGCGGAAGGAGAGGCGUCCGCCUUGCAGGAAGGAGAACAAGAGGCGGAAGAAAAAGAAGAUGAAAUGGCGACAACUGCAGCUACAGAGUCAGAGGAACUAUUAGAUCUGACGAUAGAACAAAAAGAGGAAACGUCGGACGACAAGGAAGAGAAAGAGAUGGAAGAAACGAUGGAGAAAGAUCAGACCAAACAGGAAGACGAAGAGAAAAUGUCCGAGAUGAAAGAAGGCGCUGACGAUGCUGAAACAGAAGAAAAGAACGACGACGCAUCGACAGAAAAAGAAAUCACAGUGCAAAUGGACAGAGCGGAUGAACCGCAAAAAGAAAUUGUCGAAGAUACGGAAGAAGGAAUGGAGGAAGUGAAAGAGCAUCAGACAGAUAAAAUAGCUGAGGACGAAGCACAAGAAACCGCAAAAGGAGAAUUAUUACUGACGGAGAGCAGCGUUCCAGAAGAAGUUGCAACAGAGGCAGAGCUGGAGGAAAAGGCACCCGAAGAAACUACCUUCAGAUUGUUUCCACAAGAAGAAAACAGAGAAAACCAGAAGGAAGAUCAGGAAAUAGUUGCGAGCCUGGAGAACUUGAGGGACGAUGAGCAGGAGAAGAAAGACGAGUCGCACGAGAAAGACAAGGUCGUAGAGGUCGACGAGGACAACGACGGAGAUGAAGGAACCGUGACAGAACAGGACAUCACAGACGACGAGAACGAGGACGCCAGCAAGGGGGCUAUCCGAGAGGAAGAGGUCGGAGGAGGAAGUAGAGGAGAUGACGUGGCGGAUUCCUUAGAGAUACCCGGCGUAGACGAAAAAUCGAAAGCAGGGGAUGAAGAGCAAGAACAAGACGAAGCAGAGGACGCGGUAGAAGGUUUGCACAUUGAGACAAGUGACGAUCUCCUGGAAUCGGACUCUGGAGUGGCCAUCGAGGAAAAACCGGAAGAAGAAACAGAAGGGCCUGAAGACACAGAUGGACCACGUGAAACAGAUGACAAAGAAGAACUAGAAAAUCCUGAUGGGCGAGAAGACGAUGAAACAAAGGAAACAGAACUAGAAACGACAGAAAAACAGGAAGAUACGAGAGAGCCUGAAAAUGAGGAAGUUUUUGCAGAAAAGGAUGAACCGAAGAAGGAAGAAGACAAAGCUGAAGAUGAAUCUGUUACAAUUGACAUUCAAAAGGAAGAACAGAUAGCCGCAGAUGGUAUCGAUGGCGAGAAAGAUUCUGAAGAACAAAAACACGAGGAAGCAGGCGAAGCCGAUCUGGACAAAGAAGAGUGUGAGGUAGAAACUGAUGAAGACACCAAAGACUACAAAGGAGGUAUAAUACAGAAGGAAACGGAAGAGCAAGAGAAGAUAGAGGGCGAAUUAAAAGAAGAAGCUGAGGAAGAUCAUGUUUCCGAAGGUACAGGAGAAGAGGAAGUGGCAGACAAUAUUCCCGAUAAGGUAGACGAUAGUACAGAACAGGGGAAAGAGGCAUACGAAGAUAGCAACGUAGAUGCUGUCAGGACAGUAGAGUUAGUCUUGGGUAGUGGGGAAGACGAGUCCUUAGUCACCGAACUUGAAAAACAGGACGAAGAUCCUGAGAAUGUUUCAAAAGACGCUUCCGAGGACGGUAAAGGUACUGCUGACGACGGUUGUGAAGAAAAAGACGUCGAGUUGCGCAAAGACAGCGAGACGGACAGCAACCUAGAGUCCGACACGCAGUCUAGAGUUGUUGACGAGUGCGCAGAGAAAGAAAUAGACAGACUGGUGAGCGUGGACGAAACCGACGACGCAAAGUUAGAUGAUGUUGAAAACGCGAAAGAACAGAUGAUAGCCGUGAACUGUGAGGAUGCAGACGACGAAAAGUUCGUUCAGGGAGAGCAGCGACCCCUCGCCAAAGACACAACUUUAGAAAACGACGAAUCAGACGGAGAGGACAGGAGGAAAUCAGUGGCGUGAUGGAACUAAAAGACGAUGCAGUCGACAGAGUGGCUGAAUAUGAGGACAAAGGCAUUUUGGAGUGAAGUGGUUUAAUGUGUGUAAAAUUAGACACUUGUUUCCACCGCCCAUCGAUGUUUUCACUCAUCCCAACUCUCCCCAGGACAUGGUAAUGAGGUCACAGAGUUUAGUUGCUUUUUGUAGAAGUCCGCCGACUUCCUGAGCAUGUUUACAGUUCUUUGUUUUUGUGCACCUGCCCACGCAGUGGCUUUAAAUGGUUUUCCCCUUAGCAGCGUGGCGUUUGAUCUGUAUGUGAUGACUGAAGUGAUAUAUUAACCGUCAGAUUCAUUUUCUGUUCUUUCCAGUUCUCACGCCAGCAUGCCAGAAUAAGCCUAAUGAGCUGCGCCUUGUGUACAUUGCCUUUUUAUGCAUGAUGUUUUGGCUUCUAUAUUGUCGCUGUUUUUUUUAAAACUUUGUCCCACGUGAUUUUGGCCUGUUUAUGACCUCGCUUGCAUAC